AUGGUCACGUCAAACCAACCCCCCACCUCCAACAACAACACCAACCAACCCUCAAGCUCUUCUAACCUUCCAUCCCAACCCCAACCAAACCCAAAGGGCAGUCUCAACGCCAUCACUCUACGGUCGGGAACUACGUUGGAGGAGAUACCUCCUAGGGUCUUGAAAGACAUUCAUGAGGAAGAAGUGGUUGUUAAAGCUCCACAUGAAGAGGGGGAGGUAGACAAAAGGCAUGGGGAAGAAGAAGUAAACAUCAAGGAACCCAAGAGGAAAGCUAUAGUGGAUGAGUCCAUUCCUAUUCCAUUCUCUUCCAUGGUGAAGAAAGCAAAGAAAACACCGGAAUUUGAUUUGAACAUGCUUCAAGUGUUCAAGAAGGUUGAGGUAACCAUACCACUUCUUGAUGCUAUUCAACAAAUUCCAAAGUAUGCAAAAAUUUUGAAAGACUUGUGUACACACAAGGAUAGGAUAGGAGAAUUGGAGACAUUAUCCUUAGGUAGUUCAAUUUCUUCCUUGAUAGAACCUAUUCCAAAGAAAUGUGGUGACCCUGGGCCUUGUUUGGUGUCUUGUUGUAUUGGUGGACGCACUUUUCAUGAUUGUAUGUGUGACCUUGGAGCUUGUGUAAGCAUCAUGCCGCUUUCCAUCUUUGUGCGGUUGAAUUUAGCUCCAUUAAAGAAGUCGAUGGUGAGGUUUGCCUUAGCCGAUAAAAGUGUGAUCAAGGUAAUAGGAAUAGCCGAAGAUGUGCUUGUGGCGAUCGAGGAUUUGGUUUUUUCGGUUGAAUUUUACAUCCUUGAAAUGCCCCCAACAGAAAAUAGAAGCUCAUCCUCUGUUCUACUUGGUAGACCCUUCCUUAAGACCUCUAAAUUCAAGUUAGAUGCCUUCAUCGGCACAUAUUCUUUUGAGGUUUGA
Arachis stenosperma is the source of this 903-nucleotide messenger RNA. RefSeq lists its product as uncharacterized. The record is from RefSeq and is a predicted model, not a curated record. NCBI's taxonomy places the organism in Eukaryota, Viridiplantae, Streptophyta, Magnoliopsida, Fabales, Fabaceae. The coding region runs from base 1 to 903 and encodes 300 amino acids. The transcript has a single exon.